Arabidopsis lyrata subsp. lyrata is the source of this 1191-nucleotide messenger RNA. RefSeq lists its product as uncharacterized. The transcript has a single exon. The coding region runs from base 1 to 1191 and encodes 396 amino acids. The record is from RefSeq and is a predicted model, not a curated record. NCBI's taxonomy places the organism in Eukaryota, Viridiplantae, Streptophyta, Magnoliopsida, Brassicales, Brassicaceae.
AUGGAUGCAGUGGAAUUUCCCAGUCACCGACACCCUUUAAACCGUAAAGAGUUAUUGUCCGGAGAAGAAACUCAACUAUGUGGUUUAUGUGGAAAAGAGGUGAUUAACGGGCCUGCUUAUGAAUGUUCAAAAUGUAAUUUCACUGCGCAUCUUGAUUGUGUCAAGAAUCCACCAUCGCUUGUGAUCGAGAAGAGCAAGAUCCACGAGCAUACACUCACCCUCUUACCGAGACAUGUCUCUUUCACUUGUAAUGCUUGUGGACGCUCUGGCAACAAGUCUCCGUAUGUAUGUCUCAAAUGUUCUUUCAUGGUACACGGAGACUGCAUAAACAUUCCACUCGUUAUAAAAAUUAUUAGCCGUCAUCCGCACCGCCUUUCUCAUACUUGCUUUCUUGGCCCCGGGGAAUGGAGUUGCGAAGUUUGUCAUCUGAGGAUUGAUGGGAAAUACGGUGCUUAUAAUUGUCAACGUUGUUUGUACACUGUCCAUUUGAGAUGUGUAUUGAGGGCAGACGUGUGGGACGGGAAAGAGCUCGAGGGGGAGCCUGAAGAAUACAAAGAGAUUGAGAGUAGUAAGCUUGUUGGUGAAAAGUUCGUUCAUCAACAUGAUCUAAGGCUCGUAAACGAAGAUAUUAGAGAUCAUAUUGUGUGCUCAGGAUGUUCUCUUCCCGUUGCUUCUAACCCCUUUUACAGGUGUCUGCAAUGCCAUUCCUUUUUCCACGAACGAUGUGCUAAUCAUCCUCAGAAUAAAAUUACGAUUCUACAUGUACACCCACUUACUCUUUACGCGGACGAUGAAAGGUCAGGUCCUAAUACUCUUUCUCGCUGUGAUGCUUGUGACUUACAUUUCAGUGGGUUUGGAUACCGUUGUUUGGAGUGCAAAGACGGCCAUAUCGAGUUCGAUGUUAGAUGUUCUUCAGUCGCCGAACCAUUUGACUACCGUCUUCAUCCCGGACAUCCUUUAUUCUUCAUUCUUCCAGCCAAUGAGGCCGAGAUCUGCAAUGUCUGCAAUCAUCGUAGGCCAAAAUAUGUGCUAAGUUGUCUUCAAUGCGAUUUCAAGCUGUGUUUCGCGUGUGCAACCUUACCCGAUAAAGUGAUCUGCAAGUACGAUGAGCAUCUGCUCUCCGACACCAUUGGUGAAGAUGAUACCACAAUCCAUAUUGGUAUGACAUAUGCGAAAACAAAAUCGAAGUAA